AUGACACUAGCGGACCAAAAUGCAUCCGACAAGGAGAAGAUCAGUGUCGCAAGUCCCAAUGCAUUGCCGGCCAACUCUGCCGGCCCAGGCUCUGGCAAGCUUUUUGAGUCGUCAUCCGACGGCGAGACCGAGGUGGGCGAGGUGCAGGCCGUGACUCUGGACAUUGAGAGGUUGAAAAGAGCCGAGGGCGAUGCCACUUUCCACAGGCUGGGCUGGAAGCGGCUGACGGUUGUGCUGAUCGUCGAGGCAAUUGCGCUGGGUAGCCUGAGUCUGCCAGGGGCCUUUGCGACGCUGGGCAUGGUGGCCGGCGUCAUCUUGACUAUCGGGAUUGGCAUUUUCGCCAUGUACACGAGCUACGUCGUCGGCCAGGUCAAGCUCAAGUACCCAGAUGUCUCGCACUACGCCGACGCUGGCCGCUUGAUGUUUGGAAAGUUCGGCUACGAGCUCAUCAGCGUCAUGUUCAUCCUACAGCUGGUCUUGAUCGUCGGGUCCCAUGUACUGACUGGAAGUAUCAUGUGGGGAGCCAUCACUGACAAUGGAGCCUGUUCGAUUGCCUUCGCGGUUGUCUCGGCCAUCAUCCUGUUCCUACUGGCUAUUCCCCCGAGUUUUGCCGAGGUCGCCAUUCUCGGAUAUAUCGACUUCGUUUCCAUCAUUGCCGCAAUCCUCAUCACAAUAAUCGCCACUGGCAUCCGUGCCAGCGACGCCGGGGGUGGGCUUGCCAACGUCAACUGGUCUGCUUGGCCCAAGGAAAAUGUCACUCUGAGCGAGGGCUUCAUCGCCAUCACCAACAUCGUAUUUGCCUUCAGCUUUGCCAUGUGCCAGUUUACCUUCAUGGACGAGAUGCACACCCCAGCCGACUUUCCCAAGAGCAUCUGGGCCCUCGGCAUCAUUGAGGUCUGCAUUUACACCCUCACGGGCGCUCUGAUCUAUGCCUUUGUCGGCCAGGACGUGCGCUCGCCAGCCCUGCUCUCGGCCGGCCCCCUAGUGUCCAAGGUUGCCUUUGGAAUUGCCCUUCCUGUCAUCUUCAUCUCGGGUAGCAUCAACACCACGGUCGCCGCGCGGUACAUACACGGCAGAGUCUUUAAGGACUCCAUCGUCCGCUACGUCAACACCCCCAUGGGGUGGAUGACUUGGCUAGCCCUCGACGCUGUCAUUACAAUUUUUGCCUGGAUCAUCGCCGAGGCCAUCCCCUUCUUCUCGGACCUGCUCGCCAUUUCGUCGUCUCUCUUUAUCUCUGGCUUCACCUUCUACUUACCCUCUACCAUGUGGUUCAUGUUUGUCGUGGAAGGCAAGUGGUACGAGCGGAAAAACUGGUUCCUGGCCACUGUCAACGCCGUAUCGUUCAUCAUUGGCAUUGCCAUCCUUGGGCUCGGGACAUACUCGAGCAUUGACGAUAUUAUGCUGAGGUACAAGGAUGGAAACGUUGGGACCCCUUUCAGCUGCGCAGCAGCUUCUUAA
This is a messenger RNA of Lasiosphaeria miniovina, 1458 nucleotides long. Its product is annotated as transmembrane amino acid transporter protein-domain-containing protein. Gene Ontology annotation, biological process: amino acid transmembrane transport. The record is from RefSeq and is a predicted model, not a curated record. Gene Ontology annotation, molecular function: L-amino acid transmembrane transporter activity. The transcript has 2 exons. Lineage: Eukaryota; Fungi; Ascomycota; Sordariomycetes; Sordariales; Lasiosphaeriaceae. Bases 1 to 1458 code for a protein of 485 amino acids.